Papaver somniferum (opium poppy) is the source of this 984-nucleotide messenger RNA. RefSeq names its product peroxidase 40-like. Lineage: Eukaryota; Viridiplantae; Streptophyta; Magnoliopsida; Ranunculales; Papaveraceae. The transcript is spliced from 4 exons. The record is from RefSeq and is a predicted model, not a curated record. Bases 1 to 984 code for a protein of 327 amino acids. Gene Ontology annotation, molecular function: heme binding; peroxidase activity. Gene Ontology annotation, biological process: hydrogen peroxide catabolic process; response to oxidative stress.
AUGAUGAUGACAGUUUUACUUUGUAUUUUUCUCUUGUUUGCUUCCGUAUCCAAGUACUCUCUUGCACAAGUUGAUGCCACUUCUCUCCAAGUAAAUUGGUAUCAAGAUACUUGCCCUGAUGCAGAAAGGAUCAUCUAUGCAUGGGUGCAGAAAGUUUUGACUGAUGAACCGCGGAUGGCUGCUUCACUUCUUCGCCUCCAUUUUCAUGACUGCUUUGUCAAUGGUUGCGAUGCUUCUGUUUUAUUAGAUGAUACAGAUACAUUCACUGGCGAAAAGAAUGCAGAUCCUAAUAUCAACUCUCUGAGAGGGUUUGAGGUGAUUGAUGCAAUAAAAAGUGACCUUGAGUUUGUGUGUCCUGGGAUAGUUUCAUGUGCUGAUAUUCUAGCAACUGUGGCGCGCGACUCUGUCGUUCUGUCUAAUGGACCAGGGUGGGAUGUUCAGAUGGGAAGAAAAGAUAGCUUGACUGCUAGCUUUAACGACACAAAUAACAACCUUCCAUUCCCAAAAGAAGACUUGAACACCCUCAUCAACAAAUUCCAAAAAGCUGGCCUUGACAUAGUGGACAUGGUUGCUCUCUCAGGUGCACACACAAUUGGUCAAGCUAGGUGCUCUACUUUCAACGCUACUCUGCAGGCUCGCAGUAGCUCUGCUGAGCCAGGCGACCAAGAUUUUCUAGCGUCGCUAGCACAGUUUUGCUCCAGCUCUCCAGAUAGCGACAAUCCUCUAGCACCUUUCGACCUGGUGACCCCAGCAACAUUUGAUAAUCAGUACUUUAUUAACCUGCUAUCAGGUGAAGCUGUCCUACCAUCUGAUCAUGCCCUUGUAGCAGGAAACAGUCCUACACUCGAAAUUGUCGAAGUAUAUGCACGCGACCAACAGUCUUUUUUCACGGAUUUCACAAGAUCAAUGCUUAGAAUGGGAAGCUUGAAUCCACUUACUGGAGAAAACGGUCAGAUCCGCCGCAACUGCAGGGUCAUUAACUAA